UCGUCCGUACGACAUAGUUGAAGAUUUUCUAGUGAAGGAAACCAGUGGUAAGUUCAAAUUUACUCUCUUCUCUCUUUAUUGUUGUCUGGUAUGUCUUCGUAGUAGGGGAGGGGAAAGAGUGAUCUCUUGUAGUUGGAGAAAUGGAAUUUGAUUUAACAACCUUUACUCUUUCUCCUACCACAGAGGUUUUUGAACGAUGCAGGAAAAAAGAUCUAUUAUUGAUAGCAGAUUUUUAUGAUGUUCGGGUGAAGAAAGAGACUACUAAGCAAGUUAUAAAAAAAGAGUUGUAUGACAAGCUAGUAGAGGAUGGUAUUUUGGCAGGGGAUUCGGAAAAGGAGAAAUCUCAGGGUGGUGCGCAUAUGGAUUUUUCAGAGGCGGAGCAGGUGCGAUUUGAUCCCAGAUUGGAGAUUAGACUUCGUGAAUUAGACUUAGAAAUAAAAAAACAAGAAUGUGAGUCUCAAAUGAUUAGGCUGCGUGUGAUAGAGGCGGAGAGGGAGCGUGAAGUUCAGUUGCGUACGUUAGAUCGAGAAGCAUUGAAGCCGGUGCCCGUACCUCGUUCUCGACUACCUGAGUCCCCAGGUUUACCUAGCUCCGUUCCAGCUUCUAAUGUUUCUGCAUUUGACAUUAGUAAAUAUGUUAAACUCGUGCCUCCUUUCAGAGAAGCUGAAGUUGAUGCUUAUUUUGUAGCCUUUGAGCGAAUAGCUGGUAAGCUCAACUGGCCGAAAGACAUGUGGGCGUUAUUACUUCAGUGUAGUCUCGUGGGUAAGGCACAAGAAGUUAGCUCAGCGUUAAGUCUGGAGGAUUCGCUUGAUUAUGAUGUGGUAAAGGCGACAGUGCUCCGCGUAUACGAGUUAGUUCCCGAAGCGUAUCGCCAGAGGUUUCGAUCUCAUACGAAGACAUCCAGACAAACGUAUGUUGAGUUUGGAAGAGAGAAGAGAGCGUUGUUUGAAAAAUGGUGCCUUUCUAGUAAAACUGACUCUUUUGAACAACUUUGUGAAUUGGUAUUGCUAGAGGAUUUUAAAAAGAGUAUUCCAGAAAAAGUUGUGCAGCAUUUAAAUGAACAGAAAGUAAUCGCGCUUGCCGAGGCCGCGGUAUCCGCUGAUGAAUUUGUGCUUACGCAUCGUAAGUUUUUUUUGCAAGAGUUACCAACUCCUAAUUUUUCGGCAGGCGCUGAUAAAUUUAUGGGGGAGGAGUCCCCUUCUCAAACUUUUUCUCGCUCGUGGAAAAACGGUGUUCGUCCAAAAAUGACUGGCAAAUAUUCGGCGCGUCAAGGAGACAGGCGGGCUUGUUUUUACUGCUUGGAUCCUGGUCAUUUAAUUUCCGAGUGUAGGGAAUGGAAUAAAAAGAAUGUGAAAACAAAAAGUGUAGCACUCACGCAGACGCUGCCAGGGUUGCGAGAGGCUGAAGUGUCUGGUUAUGAACCUUUUAUUCUAAAUGGGCAGGUGUCAAUUUCUGAUUCGCAGCUUACGCAUGUGUCGAUCUUGCGAGAUACGGGAUCUUUUCAGUCAUUCGUAUUAGAGAGUGUUUUACCUUUCUCUGAAAAUUCUUAUACCGGUACUGAUGUGUUAGUGCGAGGUAUAGAAAUGGGCUGUGUACAGGUACCUUUACACGAAGUGGACUUGAAAUCGGAUCUUGUCUCUGGCAUGGUUAAGUUAGGUGUUCGCAAACAGUUGCCUGUUGCUGGAGUACAUAUUAUUCUAGGAAAUGAUCUUGCAGGGGGCAAAGUUUUUUCUAGUCCAGUAGUAAUGCAUAAACCCAUGGUUAAGGAGCAGCCCGACCUAGGUGUUCAGUUCCCUGCUGCUUUUCCGGCAUGUGCAGUGACACGGGCUCAAGUUCAAAAGUUUCCCGAUGUUGUUAAUCUCUCUGAUUUGUUUUUAAACACAGAUUCCAAGACUGAAGAGUCAGAGUCAGGUGACGUGAGCAAAGUGACAGAGACUUCACUGAUUCUUGAAACUCAGCUUAAUGUUGGAAAGGAGAAGUUGGCAGCUGAGCAAAAAUCAGAUAUUUCCUUGACAGAGUGUGUUAAGGCAGCAGUCAACGUGAAAGACAGAGCGGAUGCAAAAGUAGGUUAUUUUUGGGAGAAUGAUGUGUUAAUGCGAAAAUGGAAACCGCGUUAUGAUGAAAAAGGUUUGCAGGAGACGUUUCAAAUUGUCUUGCCUGCUAGCUAUCGCGUUCCAGUUUUAAAAUUGGCACAUGAAAAUCUAAUGGCAGGUCAUUUAGGAGUGACAAAAAGUGUUCGCCGCAUUUCGAAAUACUUCUUUUGGCCUGGUCUUCGAUCAUCCGUUGUUAACUUUUGUCGCUCGUGUGAUGUGUGUCAGCGCAUUGGAAAGCCUAAUCAGAAAGUCCCCGUUGCCCCUCUAUAUCCCAUACCGGUGAUUGAAGAACCAUUUGAACGACUUAUUGUUGAUUGUGUGGGCCCGCUGCCCAAGUCCAAAUCGGGACACCAGUAUGUGCUAACAAUUAUGUGUGCCGCCACUAGAUUCCCUGAAGCCAUUCCCUUGCGUUCGUUAAAAGCACAGACGGUAGUGAAAGACUUGGUUAAGUUUUUUACCACGUUUGGUCUACCGCGAGUAAUACAGAGCGAUCAAGGAUCUAAUUUUACUUCUAAAACUUUUACACAAGUAUUGAAGGAAUUAGGAAUUAAGCACAGAGUAUCUAGUCCUUAUCACCCUGAGUCGCAAGGUGCCUUGGAAAGGUUCCAUCAAACCCUUAAAACUAUGAUUCGUGCAUAUUGUUUGCAGACAGGAAAGGACUGGGUGGAGGGGCUGCCUUUUCUGUUAUUCGCGGCCAGAGAAGCAGUUCAGGAGUCCUUGGGAUUUAGUCCCGCCGAACUGGUGUUCGGACACACCGUGAGGGGUCCGCUUAAAUUGCUGUAUGAACAUUUGUUGAUGAAAACUCCUUCUUCUGUGUCUCUCUUGGAUUAUGUGAGUUCUUUCAGAGAGAGACUUCAUAAAGCGUGUGAUGUAGCCAAGGCUCAUCUAUCGGUCGCUCAGUCGAAAAUGAAGACUCAGUUUGAUAAAAAGAGUGUCAGGAGGAAUUUGCAGGCUCCGGAUUUCCGUCGCCCAUUUAAGCUGCAUGUGGAUGCGAGUUCAUCUGGGGCAGGAGCAGUAUUAUUACAAGAGGACCAUAUGGACAUUGAUCAUCCUGUGUGCUAUUUUUCCAAAAAGUUUUCAAGGUGUCAAAGUAACUACAGCACAAUUGAGAAGGAGGCUCUUGCGUUAGUACUGGCGCUCCAGCACUUUGAAGUUUAUUUGGGAGGUAGUAGUGUGCCCAUUAUUGUAUUCACCGACCAUAAUCCUCUGACGUUUCUUUCCCGUAUGUGUAAUGCCAACCAGCGUUUGAUGCGAUGGGCGUUAAUUGUACAGGAAUACAACCUGGAUAUUAGACAUCUAAAAGGGACUGAAAAUGUUGUAGCGGAUGCGCUGUCCAGGGUCCAUGCUGAGCCGUAAGAAAGGAUGUUUUAUUUUUUUUUCCUAGUUGGGGGAAAAUAGGAAAAAUUUA
This is a messenger RNA of Onychostoma macrolepis, 3501 nucleotides long. RefSeq lists its product as uncharacterized. Gene Ontology annotation, molecular function: zinc ion binding; nucleic acid binding. The record is from RefSeq and is a predicted model, not a curated record. The coding region runs from base 141 to 3449 and encodes 1102 amino acids. Gene Ontology annotation, biological process: DNA integration. Lineage: Eukaryota; Metazoa; Chordata; Actinopteri; Cypriniformes; Cyprinidae. The transcript is spliced from 2 exons.